Molecule: messenger RNA, 903 nt
Organism: Chara braunii
Lineage: Eukaryota; Viridiplantae; Streptophyta; Charophyceae; Charales; Characeae
Source: the annotation of a GenBank genome assembly
CGAAAUUCUGUGGCGGCGACGCGGGUUUUACGACGGUAGUACGGAAGUGUUGUCAAAAUUAUGCGGCAACAACACGGGUUUUACGGCGGUAGUACGGAAAUUCUGCCGAAAUUCUGCGGCGGCGACGAAGGUUUUUCGGCGGUGGUACGAAAGUGCUGCCGAAAUUCUGCGGCAGCAACAAAGGUCUUACGACGGAGGUGCGUAAGCGCUGUUGAAACUCUACGGCGACGACGCAAGUCUUACGGCGGUGGUGCGGAAGCGCUGUCGAAUUUCUGCGUCGGUGGCACUGAUUUUAACGACAGUGGUGCGAAAGCGCUGUCGAAACUCUGUGGCGGCGACACUCAGUUUAACGGCGGUGGUGCGGAAGCGCUGUUGAAACUCUGCGGCAGCGGCACUAAGUUUGACGGCGGUGGUGCGGAAGCGCUGUUGAAUUUUUGCGGCGGUGACACUGAUUUUAACGGCGGUGGUGCGAAAGCGCUGUCGAAACUCUGCGGCGGCGACACUAAGUUUAACGGCGGAGGUGCGGAAGCGCUGUCGAAUUUCUGCGGCGGCGACACUGAGUUUCUCGGCAGUGGUAUGGAAGUGAUGCAAUUUUUUUUACAACGACAGCACAGGAUUUACGACAGUGUCAAUGAUAUUUUUGCAUUGAGCAACAACUAGGCAUUGACGAAGUGAAGGUGCCGCUAGAGUGGUGUAUUUUGAAAUAACUUGGACUUGAUGACGCGGUAACGCGGUGACGGCGGAAGCAAUUGGCAACGACGCUUACUGAAAAGUAGGUAGAAGGAUGCUUGCAAAGGAGAUUGUCUUCUUUCUACCUUCCAUCUGCCUGCUUGUCAAAGUGAACUUGUUGUUUUGAAAAAAAAUAAUUUAAUGCGUGUCGUAAAAUGAAUGUGAUUGAAAUGA